This is a messenger RNA of Bombyx mandarina (wild silkworm), 1622 nucleotides long. RefSeq names its product UDP-glucosyltransferase. Gene Ontology annotation, molecular function: UDP-glycosyltransferase activity. NCBI's taxonomy places the organism in Eukaryota, Metazoa, Arthropoda, Insecta, Lepidoptera, Bombycidae. The record is from RefSeq and is a predicted model, not a curated record.
GUGAAAUUGUGGGUGUUUCUCAUCGCCCAUAGGUACGAGCCUGCAGUAAGGACUAUAUAAGGAUAUGUCAAAAUCGUUAUUUUUGUUUUUAUGCAUCGCAUCUUUGCUGUGCUUUUGUGAUGCUUACAAAGUGCUAGUGGUCUUUUCCUUGUCUGGCAAGAGCCACAGCAUACUCGGAUAUGGAAUUGUCAAGCAUUUACUGAAAACCGGACAUGAGGUAACGUAUAUAACCGCGUUUCCCGAGGAAAGUUCAGACCCGAACCUCACACAAAUUGACGUCAGCAGCAACAUGGUAGCUCUUCCCAAGUCCUAUAAGGAAUCGUUAAAUUUAAAAACGGUUCUCGAAGGUAAAGCGGUACCGCUCGAUUUUGACAUAAUCCACAACUUGAUGAACGCGGUCGAGAUGAACACAUAUCAAAUUGAGAAUGUUUCAAAAUUACUCAAUGAUCCAGAACAGAAGUUUGAUGUCGUCAUUGCCGAGUGGAUGUUUACUGAGAUCUGUGUCGGUUAUGCCGCAAUAUUCAAUGCCCCGUUGAUCUGGUUUUCGAGUGUUCAAACCCAUUGGAUAAUUACGAAAUUGAUUGAUGAGUCCCUUCAUCCAGCUUACAAUGCCGAAGCUAUUGCCCAUAGCAUUCCACCGUUCAAUUUCUUUCAGAGAGCUCAUAACUUGUGGACUCAGUUGCAGGUGUUUUAUCAUUUGACAAAAGGUCGCCAAGAAACAUUGUACGCUAAUGAAAUAGUACCAAUAAUAAAGAAGAGAGGUCUGGUGCCACCUUCAUUCAAUGAUUUACUAUACAAUAGUUCUUUGGUGCUCAGUAAUACUCACGUUUCCUAUGCGGCAGCGACGCGAUUGCCGCAAAACUACAAACCCAUUGGUGGAUUCCACAUCGAUGAAGAGGUCAAACCUUUGCCAGAGGAUCUAAAGAAGGUAAUGGACGGUGCCUCGAACGGUGUCAUUUAUUUCAGCAUGGGCUCGAAUUUGAAGAGUAAAGAGAUGCCGGAUAUGUUAAAAAAGGAACUAAUCAAAAUGUUUAGUGACCUGAAAUAUACGGUACUUUGGAAAUUUGAAGAAGAAUUCUUUGACCUUCCUGAAAAUGUGCACAUGGUUAAAUGGGCACCCCAGCAUAGUAUUUUAGCUCAUCCAAAUUGCGUGCUUUUCAUCACACAUGGUGGAUUGCUCUCGACGAUUGAGAGUAUUCAUUUUGUUGUACCAAUUAUCGCAAUUCCUGUGUUCGGGGAUCAAUUCAUCAACGUUGAAUGGUCCGUCAGAAAAGGAUUCGGAAAAAGGGUCGAUCUUUCUUACACGUUGGCGGAAGAUCUCAAGGCUGCUAUCGAAGAAGUUUUCGCAAAUCCUAGAUACAAAGAAAUAGCAAAAGAAACAUCGUUGAUAUAUCACGAUCGUCCGGUGUCUCCGGGUGCUGAGCUGGUCCACUGGGUGGAGCACGUCGUCAAGACUAAAGGAGCUCUCCAUCUGCGCUCACCAGCACUAUUCGUACCCUUGUACCAGAAACUGUAUUUAGAUGUACUGGUAGUCAUAUUAGUAUUCUUGAUUGUAUUGUACAAAACUGCGAGAUGUUUAUUUUUUAAGGAAAAAAUAACAAAUAAAAAGAAAAAUAAUUAAA